Molecule: messenger RNA, 3521 nt
Organism: Amphibalanus amphitrite
Lineage: Eukaryota; Metazoa; Arthropoda; Thecostraca; Balanomorpha; Balanidae
Product: ubiquitin carboxyl-terminal hydrolase 31-like
Exons: 15
Coding region: 247-3204 (985 amino acids)
Biological process (GO): protein deubiquitination
Molecular function (GO): cysteine-type deubiquitinase activity
Source: RefSeq, a predicted model, not a curated record
GCGUAAACAUUUAGACACGUCCUUUGCGCGUUUGUGUGUUUGUGUGGUUGCGGUGCGGGCUGUGUGAGGAAUGGGCGUGGCUGGAAAUUACGGCUAAGUGCCGUUUAUAAAUGCGAUAUAUUUUUAUAUAAGUGUUCAGUUGCACGGGAGUGUGAUUUACGGCUUAGUCAUUUUCAGUCGAAGAAACUUAUCGAUCAUUUUUUGCCAGUUUAAUGGUGCGCUAUAAUUGUCGACCUAUCUUAUAACAUGACAGAGGCUUGUGUGGAUGCUCCAGAAGGGGUCCUUUCUCCACACCAGACGUUCACAUUGCCCAGGUACAACAUGAGCGAUGUGCUGAACCGAAUGAAUGCUAGAGACAGUCAGAAGAGUGCCACGCUUGCCAAAAUGGAAGGUAACACUGAUCUGAACUCAGACCUUCCCAAGCUCCGCAGAAGACCUUCGAUGAGGGGUUUCAGCAACUUUAUCGACCGAAUGGUGAGGACUGUUACUACUCUACCCAGGGACAAGCAUUCAAGAAAGUAUGAUGGCUCAAGAGUGGAUGAAGCAUGUGACUACAUUCAAUACGGCACUGAUGAAGUCCCUGGAGUGGUUGGCUUGAGCAAUCAUGGAAAUACAUGCUUCAUCAACGCAGUAUUGCAGUGUCUUAGCAACACUGAUGUCCUAGCUGAGUACUUUGUGACUGGCCAGUAUCGAGCAGACCUCUGCAGACGGACCCGCGCCAACGCCAAGAAGUUUGGCACCAAGGGGGAGGUGACUGAGCAGCUUGCUGUGACCUUGAAAUCCAUAUGGUCUAGGCAGUACAACUCUGAGGUUUCGUCACAGUUCAAAGUGUAUGUGGAGAAGUACGGCAGCCACUUCAGAGGAAAUGAGCAGCAUGAUGCCCAGGAGUUCCUCAUGUGGCUGCUGGACAAGGUCCAUGAGGACCUCAACACAGCAACCAAGAAAAAGUACAGAAAAAUAAAGGGCUCCCUCGGAAGGCCAGAUGAGGUCGUGGCAGCAGAAACCCUGGCAAAUCACCUCAGAUGCAAUGCCAGCUUUGUCCAAGACAUCUUCCAGGCCCAGUUCAGGUCAUCGCUGCGCUGUCCGAACUGCCGCAAGGAGAGCAACACGUUCGACCCCUUCCUCUGUGUCAGCGUGCCCAUUCUGCAGCGUCAGAUCCGGCCGCUCAUCGCCACACUCGUCUACGCCAAUCAGCAGCCGCGACAGGUGCGGAUGGGUUUCAGCGUGGAGAGCGGCUCGUCGGUGGCGGACUUCAAGUCUGUGAUAGGUGCCGACACGGGUCUGGAUCCUGACCGACUCCUGCUGUGUCAGCUGGACGAUACGGGCUUCACACAGACUCUACAGGACGCUGACGCCGUGUGGACGAUCGGCGACACGGAGCGUCUCUACUGCAUCGAACUGCCGCCGGCGUCCCGGGUCUGUGACGAGGACGCGCCGGUGACACUGGUUUGGGCCAACCUGUGCCUCUCCGAGUCGGGAGUACCACACAGGUUCGGCUCUCCGUACGUGAUGCAGGUGAGCCGGGACGUGCUGUACGAGGACCUGCAGAAGCUCAUGCUGAAGGAGAUGGCGGCCGUCGUGAAGCCGGACGUGCUCUCAUCAGCGCAGGAGGUGCCCCUGUUCACGGUCCGUGUGGUGGACGGCGUUCCCGUGGAUCACACGGUGCAGCACCCGCUCUUCACGGAGCCCGUGGAAGAGGCGCUGUCGGCCAGCGUCGGGCCGCCACACGUCACACUGCUGCUGGAGUGGGAACAGGACGCCAUCGACAGUGUGCUGGCCUCCACCGAGGACUGUGUGGAGGAACACCGGACUGUCCGAGAGGUGGCGCGGCACUCGCUCAGUCCCGUCACCCUGCAGGAGUGCCUCCAACUCUACACAAAGUCGGAGCGGCUCGGCCCGGAGGACAGCUGGCGGUGCCCCGGCUGUCAGUCCAGUCAGCAGGCUGAGAAGCGGCUCAGUCUCUGGUCGAUACCGGACAUCCUGGUCAUACACCUCAAACGCUUCAGACAGACGAACAACCAGCGGAGCACGUCCAAGUUGACCACGCUGGUGGAGUUCCCGCUGCAGCGACUGGACAUGUCGCAGCACCUGUCACACCGGCCCUCCGGCGCCGACUCCGCCCCCGGCGCCCUCAGCCUCCUCAGCGGCUGGUCGCCAUGGAAACGGCGCCAGCGCGGCGGCGCGGCGGCCGCGCGCGCCGGCGAGGUGUACGAACUGUACGCUGUGUGUAACCAUCAUGGGAAGGACCUGCAGAGCGGACACUACACUGCGCUGUGCCGUAACGCCACGGACGGCAACUGGUACCGGUACGACGACUCGCGAGUACAGCGAGUCGAGGAGGCGGCCGUUGUCAGUCCGGACGCGUACAUCCUGUUCUACCAGCGGCAGACGCUGAGGAACUGCGCAGCAGAGGCUACCCCGGAGAGCGGCGACCACCCGCGCCACUGGGCCUACCGGAUACCAGUGCGGGCGGCCGGAGACGCCGCCCCCGCCCCCGCCGCCGCCCCCGCCGCCGCCGCCCCCGCCCCGGCCGGCGCGGUGGGCGGCGUCUCGGAGGGAGAGGCGGCGGCAGACACCACCGCUACCGAGAGCUCGGAGCCCGCAGAGCCGGCGGCAGCCGCCACAGAUGAGGCGGCCGACAGCUCCCCGGCAGCCCCAGCAGCGGCAGCGGUGCAGGGCUCUCCGACCCGCCUGUCGCGCGGCGGCGUCUACAGCACGCUGCCGGCCGGCGGCGGCGCGCUCCGACCGCCGCAGGCCGACCACCCCUGCAGUGACGACGAGGCGCCACUGGCCAGCGAGGAGACGGUGGAGCUGGAGGGCGCGCUGACGCCACAGCUGCGGCCGCGACACGCCUCGGGCGGCGGCCCGGUGACGUCACCGGCCGGCGCAGUGACGUCACCGCUGGCGGCGCUGACCAAUGGCCAGGCGGCUGGCCGCGGCCGCUCGCCUUCCCGAAGAUCGGUGGAUAUGGACGAGAGGAUGCCCAGCCGGCCGCAGGUGAUCGUGAUCGGCCGGAACUCGUCCGAGCCGACCACAAACGGCGACGCCGCCCAUUUCGGCGACAAAAUCCAGAUAUUCGUGAGGCAGGCCGACGACAGCGCCCCUGCCGGCGACGCAGCCAAGCUCAAGUGCACGCCGCCAGUCACAGAUGGCGCUACUGCGCUGACCAACGGCCACCGCGCUCCCGAGGAGUCGCGGCUUUGAGUAGCGCGCGCGCGCGCCUUCUUACCGCCACCGCACUGUGCAAUGGUGGGCGGCCGCCGCCGCCCCCGCCCCCGCUCUAGCCCGCCGCCCACGCGCACACACAUAUCGCGCCUACGCGGGCUCGCGCGCGACGCGACGCGGGUGCUUUUCGAUAAUCGGUUUGUACACUGGCGCGCGGGCUUUGUAAGACCGCGACUGUGGCGCGCCGCCUGGCCUCGCGCCGGCGCGCGCUGUUCGGUCGCCUUGUGGCGCGAGACGGCGUCGCUGUGCAAAGCCUGGGUAUUUAUCGUGCAUUCUUCAAUACUAUUUUAAAGCAA